AUGGAAGUCGCGAUUCAGAACCAGCAAGGAGACACAACUGAAACCUUCACUGAGGCCUACCCGAAGAGUGCGCUUUCAGAAUACAAACUGAGCUUUACUACUUCGAUGAAGGUGAGCUUCAAUGUCUCAACGAAAUCCUCCAAAGUGCCCAUCGCCCCACAGCAGGCAUUUGUGCUGUUGACCUCAAAAGCAACAGGGUCCGUGGCAUAUUUUGUUGCCCACGGCACACCAGAGCUGCUGAUGGCCUCUGUGGGUACUUCAGACUUGCACGUUCAGACUGGCGGUCAGGGGGGGAUCUUCAAUGUCGACAUAUUGAUUGGGGACCCUUCUGCAGCCGGAGGCGUGUUGUGGAACCUUGGCACAGUGGAUGUGUUCCAGGCACUGACAUCAUCAGGGGCGGGUUCUGGUGGCUACCUGCCACCCCGCUAUCUGCAUAAGCCCUCCAAGAAGAUUGAAAUUGAACACAUUCAUAGGAUCCCGGACAAACGACCUGCUCCCAUCAUCCCGGUUGUUUUCACAGGAAUGGUUAUGCUACCACUUGGUGCGCUCCUGACAGCACUCGUGGGCCUGCGACUCAAUGUGAAGGGUUUCCCCAGUGGUGCAGGCUCUGUCUGGGCCACACUCUUCCACACAGGCAUCGCCGCUGUUCUGGUGCUGUACAUCGUCUUCUGGCUGCAGCUGAACCUCCUGCGGAUCAUCCCCGCCCUCGCCGUGCUCAGCCUGUUUUGCAUCAUUACUGGCCACAAGGCGCUGUCUGCAGUCAUGGCAAUGAGAUUGAAGAAAGAUUGA
Ostreobium quekettii is the source of this 789-nucleotide messenger RNA. Lineage: Eukaryota; Viridiplantae; Chlorophyta; Ulvophyceae; Bryopsidales; Ostreobiaceae. The record is from the annotation of a GenBank genome assembly.